This is a messenger RNA of Paramecium pentaurelia, 1783 nucleotides long. The record is from the annotation of a GenBank genome assembly. NCBI's taxonomy places the organism in Eukaryota, Ciliophora, Oligohymenophorea, Peniculida, Parameciidae.
AUGUCUUAAAAGGCUUAUCAAAGUAUAAUGGAUGCGAACAUUUCUGCUACUUAAUUAUUAUAAGAAGGUAAAUAAGAAUAAAAUAAAAAUUAGAAAAAUAUAAUUAGGGAUAUUAAAUAUUAAGAAGAAUAGAAACUACUUUGAAAUAAGAAAAGGAAGCUCCUACUAUUCCAUUAUCAUAAAUUAAUCAUCUUCUCUCUGUAGUAACAAAUAAUAUUGGUUGUUUUUAUUAUAUGUAAUUUUAAUUCAUUAUAACAUCAGGGUUGACAAAUUUCAAGCAGCUGAAAAAUAUCUCAAAUAAUCUAUUGAAUAUUUACAAUUAUCUAUUCCAGAUGAAACAUUACUUAUUACAUUAAUUAAUUUAGUUAUUCUCUUUAUUAAAAAUGAGAAAUAUUCAGAAGCUAGUAGAUAUAUAGAAUAAAGCUUUACUGAAUUAAAUUAAUUGCAAGAUUAAUAACUUAAUCCAAAAAUUAGAUUAUUUUUAGGUGAUCAUUCUUCUAUUAUGACUUUACAAUCAUUAGAAGCCAUAUUAUUAUUUUAUAGUGGAUUAACAUUUUAUGAAUUAGGAUAAUCAAAUAAUGCUCUCUAAGCUUGGAAAAAAGUACUUGAUAUUUUACAAUCAAAUACAAAAUCACCUUAUUAUAUAUUAACUAAAUCAAAAAUUCAAAAUUUAGAGAUUGAAAAUGUAGCUAAAAAUAAUAAAGGAAAUUUAUAUUCUAGUAGAUCACAUCUUAAGUCAGAUAGAAUCAAUAAAAUUUUAGAAUAAUAUUCUAAAGAUAAUGAAAAAUAAAAUUAAUAAAGUUUUCGUUUAUUAAGUUAAAAAAUAAAAAAAAAAGUAAAUUUAAUAAUAUAAAAAGAUAGGUAAUGAUAUUAGUGAGUAUCAAUAACCAAAAUGGUAAAAUAAAAUUGAACAUAAUGAAAAGAAAAUUGAAAUUAAUAAUUAUUUUACUGAUUAAAAGAAAAUAUAAGUAUAAAUUAAUGUGAAAGAUCUUUUGCAUUAAAAAUCUAUUACUUAAAGAGAUAAAAAUAGAGAUAUACCUCUCAGUUCUCAUACUUCUAGUGUCAAUUAAUAAAUUAAUAAAGCAUUAAAAAAGAGACCAACAUAACAUAUUGAAAUUAUUGAAAAGUUAAAUAAAACACACAAUGAAAUCUAUAAAAGUUAUUUAGCACAAAGAAGUAACAAUGGAAGUAAAACUUAACGUGGAGAUUCAAGUAUUUAUUUAAUUUCUAAAAUUUAGAUAUUGAUAUUAGAAUUAAAGUCAAUGAUAAAAGUUCUCAUUCUUAAAAUACUAUUCAAAAUAAUAAAAGUCAUGAUAAAAAGUCUGUUGAUCUUAGAGAAUCCCCUGAAUUAUGUGGAAGUCCUUAAUAAUUUUUUAAUAUGCUUUCAUCUACAUAAAGUGUAAUUAAAAGUCAAUUGAUGAGAUCAGGUAGUUAAGGAAGUGUAUCUUAAACAUCUCCUUUUAGAUUAGCUUAGAGUUAAGGGGAUCAACCAAAAAAUACAUCUAAAUUACCUUUUGAUUAUGCAAAAACUCAUCGACCUAUGGUUGAUACUUAUGACAAAGCAAUAAAAGAAUUAUAUUAAAAUUAAUAUAUUCAAAUUGAGAACAAAAAGUUCAAUAAGAUUUAUGAUUUAGCUCAAAGUGUUAAAAAUAGAAUAUCCAAUAUUAAUAGAAUGCUAAUCCAAUAAGAAAAAAAUCAAUAAGUCCUUUAAAAGAAAUUUUAAUAAGAGUUUAAUUAAUCUUAAGAUGAAGAUAGUUGUGAGACCAUCAUAAUCAUGGACUGA